AUGUUGGAGGUUUUGGAAGGAGGUUUCAGCAAGUCCCUGGAAUUGGUGGACUUGAAAAGAACUCCAGACAUAGGAAGGAUAUCAUAUUCCAGGUUCAAAAACAGCAUUAUGAGAAGGCGUGAAAACCGGAUUCCUGUUGCAAGUAGCCCUAUCUCCACUAGGUGGCAGCACAAUCAUGCACAAGAUCUGGAAUGUGCAUCACCCAUUAAGACUCACAAAGGCUCAUCUUCUCCUUGUGAUGACAGCAUCUGGAGCCCAGAGAAGAAGGUGCUAUUUCCAUAUUUCACAGAAACCACCACUUUACGCAGUCCUGACCUUAAAUCACCCAGAAGAGAAGAGCCAGCUGCCCAGAACCUUAAACAAAAACCUGUAAGAAAAUCACAGAACACAAAGAAAUUCCUACUCCACCAGAGAUUCCUGGGAGCUUUGGAGGAACCAAAAUAUGGCUCCAAUAACCGCCAGGACAGCAGUAUACAGAUUUGUAAACAGGAAGCCUGUAAAUGGGGAGGUUGCCAUGAAGCCAAGAAGAAGAAGAUACUUUCUCCUCAAGAAGCUACACCAUGUUCUAAUGACAGCUUGCAGCCAGAAGUUAAACUGCACCUUACGGGUCUGCAUAAUGAUUAUUAUCUAAACCUGCUGGAUUGGAAUUCUGAAAAUCUUGUGGCUAUUGGGUUAAGAUCAGUGGUGCAUAUCUGGAGUGGAGAAAGCAACUCUGUAACACAGACAAUACGUUUGCCUUCCUCAUCCACUUACAUUUCAUCUGUAUCAUGGAUAGACUGCGGGGCCUGUCUGGCAGUUGGUACAAGCAAUGGAGAGGUUCAGCUGUGGGACAUUGAGACUCAAAAGAGACUGAGGAACAUGCUUGGCCAUAUGUCAGUAGUUGGAGCACUGAGCUGGAAUCAACACAUUCUUAGCAGUGGUUCUCGACUUGGACAUAUACAUCAUCAUGAUGUACGAAUGGCACAGCACCAUGUUGGGACUGUAACUCACAAGCAAGGCAUUUGCAGUCUAAAAUGGUCCCCAUCUGGAAAACAUUUAGCUAGUGGUUCAAGUGAUGGCCAACUGAAUAUCUGGCCCAAUGAUCCAGGAACCACAAGGCUUAACGCACCAUUACAGAACAUGGGGCACACAACAGCUGUCAAGGCAAUGAGCUGGUGUCCUUGGCUGUCGGAGAUAAUUGGCGUAGGAGGAGGUAUGACAGAUGGACAUAUACGGAUCUGGGACAUAAGCACAGGGAAGAAUAUCCACUCGGCAAACACAAACUCACAGAUUUGCUCCAUCCUCUGGUUGCCUGAGACAAAAGAACUGGUGACUGGUCAUGGACCCCACAAAAAUCAAAUGACUAUAUGGAAAUAUCCAUGUUUAUCAAAAGUGACUGACUUUUAUGGCCACAGAGGCAGAGUCCUUCACCUUGCGUUAGGUCCAGACCAGAAGAAGAUUUUUUCUGCAGCAGCAAAUGGGACAUCUUACAUAUGGAAAUACCAGUGAAUGAAAUUCAAGAGACUCAUUGGAAGAUGCAAGCAUAAGCUUCCCGUUUGGCCACAUAAGAACAUGCCCUGUGGGAGAUUUCAGUGCAUCUUAGAGAUGCAACAUCUAUUGUUU
Messenger RNA from Spea bombifrons (plains spadefoot toad), 1602 nucleotides. RefSeq names its product cell division cycle 20B (gene CDC20B). Gene Ontology annotation, cellular component: anaphase-promoting complex. Bases 1 to 1488 code for a protein of 495 amino acids. Gene Ontology annotation, molecular function: protein binding; anaphase-promoting complex binding; ubiquitin ligase activator activity. NCBI's taxonomy places the organism in Eukaryota, Metazoa, Chordata, Amphibia, Anura, Pelobatidae. Gene Ontology annotation, biological process: positive regulation of ubiquitin protein ligase activity; positive regulation of anaphase-promoting complex-dependent catabolic process; anaphase-promoting complex-dependent catabolic process. The record is from RefSeq and is a predicted model, not a curated record. The transcript is spliced from 12 exons.